AGCCUUAUACAACGAUGGUACGAAUCCCCGAGCACUGUUUGUCCGACCAUUGAAGACUAAUGCAACUAACCAUGUUGUCCAACCAUGUGAACAGAUUUCUGGCUCAAGAGCUAACCCUUCUUCUGCUCGUCGGUAUCGUCGGAGUUUCAAGUUCAGAACAAGGUAUUUAUUCGUCGAGCGAAGAUCAACCGGAGGGUAACAAACUGCGUCAAUUGGGGCGGAUAGUGAACGGUUCCCAGGCAUUACUCGGUCAGUUUUCCCAUCAGGUAUCACUCCGCUACAGCUGGACCGAGAGUCACUUUUGCGGCGGUAGUAUAAUCGACUCCCAAUGGAUCCUCACCGCGGCCCACUGCAUGUUCCUCCAAACUGGGGCGCAGAUCCAGCCCUGGAUGGUGUCAGUGAUAGCCGGAGAUCUUUGGCUGAACCGCACUUCGUCCACGAGUCAGCGACGGUCGGUAUCUCAGAUAAUCAUUCACGAGGACUACGACUCGGUGACCUAUGAAAACGACAUCACACUACUCAGGCUCGGAGAACCACUGCUCUUCGAAAAUCCCGCAGUGCAGUACCAAACGUUACAGUCGAGCACGGUGGCUGCUGGUACCACGUGCCAAGUGGCUGGAUGGGGAUACCCUGCUAUCGACAUUCUGCAUUUGAUGAACGAACUGAUGUACGUCGAUGUGUCGAUAGUGAGCCAGACUGUGUGCCGAAAGCUCUACGUCGAAUUCUCAGACAUUCCUGAUGGCAUGAUAUGCGCCGGGUACAUAGAAGGGCUGCGGGAUGCUUGCCAGGGCGACUCCGGAGGUGGGCUGAUUUGCGAGGGUGUUUUAACCGGCGUCGUAUCAUCUGGAAACGGAUGCGCGUGGCCUGGCUUUCCCGGGAUCUACACCGACGUCAAGCACUAUCGAGAAUGGGUCUUGCGGUGGUCUGGCAUAGAGGACAGAACCGGCGAAGCCAGCGCUCUGCGAUCGCUAUCUAUUUCUACCGCACUACUGUCGCUGAUUGCAGUGUCGCUGUAGCGCUGUGUUCGUGAUUUAACACCAUUUCAAACGGACAUGUUUUAUCGAUGAAAAAGUGAUUAUAGUCUACCAUGUUAUUGUUGUGAACCUUUUCCCACUAUGGGAAUAUGAACGAAUUAUGAAAGAUACGCGUUACGUCCCCUCGGGCUACUUUACGGCAACAACAAAUAAAGAUACGAGAGCUCGCCGUCCGAUCUCUCCGCUGUAUGCCAUAACGCUAAUUGAGCCGGCCACAAAAGUUCAUAAAGAUCACGUCGUCUGAUAUUUUUGUCACAAACCGGUGGUCCGCAGAUAAAACGAUGAUAUUCCUCGGGCGGUAUUCUGCGUAUUAUACGAGUAUUUCAUACACGCGGUUGGAAAGCGACCCUCCGGUUUGUACGAUGAUAAUUACCGCCGUGCAGUUUAGAUGAUAAUUAUCCGUGAAAGGGUGAGCAGCCCGUUGUAUGCAGGGUUAUUUGGAUAAAAAC
Molecule: messenger RNA, 1483 nt
Organism: Neodiprion fabricii
Lineage: Eukaryota; Metazoa; Arthropoda; Insecta; Hymenoptera; Diprionidae
Product: trypsin-2-like
Exons: 7
Coding region: 60-1016 (318 amino acids)
Biological process (GO): proteolysis
Molecular function (GO): serine-type endopeptidase activity
Source: RefSeq, a predicted model, not a curated record